ACACCCCUAUUCCCACUCGCAAGGAUGUUCUCUCUGUCUGCACGUACCUCUGCCUUGCGCUCCGCAUCGCGCACUUUCUCAACCACUCCUUCCCGUUCUGCCGAUGUUGCAAAAUUGAUGCUCAUAGGCCGUCUGGGAAAAGAUCCCGAGCUCCGCUCCACGAAAAACGACAAAGAAUACGUUCAGUAUACUGUUGCAACCACGAACUUCCCGCCACCAACACCCAGCGCUGACGGCUCACGCGGUGAGGCUAAGACAACAUGGCACACAGUUUUGUCCUUCAACCCUGGUGUCAACAACUACCUGCAAAGGUUGAAAAAGGGGUCUCAAGUGUUUGUCGAGGCCAACUUCGAGCUUCGCGAGCCCGACCCCAAUGCAGACCCCGACACCCCGCAGGGGCAACGCCAAAUCUUCUUACGGCAUGAAACUAUUCGGGUGUUGAAGACGCCGAGAGACGUGAGCGAGUCUUCGCGGGAGGAGGAGAGCGAGUCUUAGGUCGAGAAUCCACCUUUACAUUAUGCUUUCCGUUGGAGUGCUGAGGUCUUAGAUACUAAUACACCCCUCAUCCUAAUAUACGCAGCAGACCUAGCGAUCGCGCUCGUCGUU
Molecule: messenger RNA, 606 nt
Organism: Postia placenta MAD-698-R-SB12
Lineage: Eukaryota; Fungi; Basidiomycota; Agaricomycetes; Polyporales; Adustoporiaceae
Exons: 5
Coding region: 25-495 (156 amino acids)
Biological process (GO): mitochondrial DNA replication; positive regulation of helicase activity
Cellular component (GO): mitochondrial nucleoid
Molecular function (GO): single-stranded DNA binding
Source: RefSeq, a predicted model, not a curated record